Equus caballus (horse) is the source of this 4022-nucleotide messenger RNA. Lineage: Eukaryota; Metazoa; Chordata; Mammalia; Perissodactyla; Equidae. The record is from RefSeq and is a predicted model, not a curated record.
UGUGUUUUUCUGUUUUGCUUUCAUAUAUAUACACAGACAUGCACACAUAUACACACAUAUUCAUACUCUGUUGGGGGAAGGAGAAGCAUCCUGGAUCUCGUGGCUUUUGCUGUCAGUACAACCUGGUCUGGUCCUGCUGGCUUUGGGGUAAGCCCAGCUGCCCUUCCAGGUACUUGGCCAGACCCCAGGGCUCCUGUUCAGACAAGCAGAGUUCUCAGCAGGACAGGACUGCCUCAGAUCCCACAGUGGGGAUCACAACCUCCAAAUCUUGCAGGCUUGGAGUAAGGAGGAAUUGUUCAGCCUCAACAAAUGAGCAUUGUGUGAUGUGGUUUUGCUCCAUCUGUCCACCAUGGUUUUUGUGAACCCUCUGAAGGUCAGGAAAACCUGGCUGGUCCUGGCUCUUAGCCUCUGGAUGAGGGGUGAGGGGUUGGGUGCACUGAUCAGUGAGGAGAGCCAGCACAGAGUGAGGAGGAGGAAGGGGACGAUGGCAGCGCUGGCUGUUUGUGGAGGACACCUCUCAUCGGAAGCGCCCUUCUCUACCCCUCGGGGUGUUCUCUCUGGAUGUCGGCAGCAGCAGGCACUAUGGGGUGAGUUUGUGACACUCCUGUAGGUCGUGCUUCCCUGUGGAUGAGCCCAGCAGGCUUUCCUCGAACAGACCUUACUCCACGUCUUGAUAUGGAAGUAAAGGUACAAAGUGAAGAGAAACAAAACGAAGAGGAAUAGGGAAGCUGCUGUGUUCAUUGAAACAGCUUGUGGUGGAUGGGGCUCCAGAUUUGCUUCUGCUUCCCGUUGGAGAGUUGAGCAAUGCGAGGACUGGAGCCGCGGGUAUUUCCCACUGUGGAGGAGGGAGUUCAGUGACCAGGGCUUGGGCUUAUGUCAUUAGCUUCCCUGGAAAUAACCCCCACUGCCUGCAGCGCACCCAGGCAGCAGUGCCGAGCCUGCCUCCUGCCGUUCUUGGAAAAGGCUCUUCUAGGAACGUCUGCCUGGCCUGGCCUUGCGCCAGUUGCGUUCAUGAGUCAAGCUUCGUGGUGGGGCUCUGCGCCACCCCUUCGUGGGCGUCGUUACACUCCGAGGUCGGGGCCAUCAGCAGCACCCUCACGGAUGCUGCCACCCCAACCCAGUGGUGGACAGGGGCUGUCCGUGGGUUUAUCCUGGGUUUAACACUUGGUGUAGACAACUGAGCGAGGGAAAGCUGGCCGGUUGGGGUGGGGAGGGGCGCCUCCUCAGGACUUCCCUGGCUCCUCACCUCCUUCACACUCGCUCUGGGCUCGCGGGUCUGGGUGUUGCCCUCCUGACCACACCCCCACGCCCACUCUCUUGUUUAGAGAUGUGGCAAGGCUGACUCCACAAUAUAAGACUUGGGUUUCAUCGUACGUGUGGUUUAGGACAUGCAGGAAUAAAAGCCAGAUAUACAGAGUUGUUCCCACUCUCAGGUUUCAGUAAAGGGAUUCACUUGUCAUUCACAUGUGGAGAUCUUGGUGAGCUCCACAGCACUGACCACGUACCCAAGACACCAAGCCCUGUCCGCCUGGAGGGGACUGCUGGCCCUCACGUCACUGGUGCCGCCGCAGUGUACUCAGAAGCCAUCUGUGGUUUGCUCACUGACUCAGGCGGUUGUCAUUCGUUUCUAGAUUCGCUUUUCCUUUUCUGGUUGCUAUCUUCUUCCCUGCCUGUCUUGUCUCAGAUGCAGCUCUCGCCGACCAGAAGGAGACCCACAAAGGACAGGCAAGAGCAUGGGCUGCAGGACAAGACAUUUCAAAGAGAGCAUUAAAUUCAUUCAUGAGUGCCGGCUCAGGGGCGAGGGCUGUCUUGUACACUGCCUGGCCGGCGUCUCCAGGAGCGUGACUCUGGUGAUUGCCUACAUCAUGACCGUCACCGACUUUGGCUGGGAAGACGCCCUGCACACGGUGCGUGCAGGGAGGUCCUGUGCCAACCCCAACCUGGGCUUCCAGAGACAGCUCCAGGACUUUGAGAAGCAUGAAGUGCACCAGUACCGGCAGUGGCUGAAGGAAGAAUAUGGAGAGAGCCCUUUGCGGGAUGCAGAAGAAGCCAGAAACAUCCUGGUCCAUCAGCGUGCAGCAGUGAGCCGACCCAUCCCCGAGCCCCCACGUCCACGCGGGAGGACUGAGGGCCACCUCAGGCACAGGGGGGAGGCCUGCCCCAGGGCCCCUGUGAAUUGCUGCUGCAGCCCAACCAGAGCCCAUCCACCUUUCCUGGCUUCAUGUAUCUUCUCGUGGCUUGGAUUUUUCAACUAUUAUCUAUUUCUUACAAUGUCGUUGACCUUAUUCUUGUCCCCUUUCACUCAAAUCCAUGCACUAUCUGAUAACCUUGUUCUGCUUCCUGGAUUUCUUCAUUCACUGCCUUUCUCACAAUUUAUGCUCAUUUCUCAGAAGACUUUGAUGUUGAUUAUUUGCUGCGAAACUAGCUCUGAACAAAGUUCACGGUACUGUUGUAACGGUUGCUUAAAGCCACUUUUCUUUUAGAGAUAUACAACUUCUGAUGCUGGACUCGCACACCUCUCUAGAAAAGACACGCACUAACACUGAACACUCUGAGUGACAAGCCCCGGGCCAGCACAUUGACGGCGAGGGCCCCACACAGACUCGUGACCCAGCUCUGAAGUGCCCUUGUUACUGUGGGGCACAGACAGUAUCCAGGUGUACUACAGAUCUGCUUUCGUUUACAACAUCUUUUCUUCAGGUUUUUUGGGGAAAAGUCUAGACUCUAGAUUUUCUGUCCAACAGCUUCUUUCUGAGAUUACCAAAAUGUGUUUGCCUCCCAAGAUAAAAGAAAUCUACAAUGUAAUUCAGAAAAUUACUUUUAUUUAGUCAAUUCUAUAAUGCUUUAUAAGUGUUUUCCAUUUAUAGAGCACCUUCAUAUAUAUUAAUUCAUUAUCUCAACAAGCCUAUGGGAUCACCAGCACCCACAUUUAGCUGCUGACUAGCAGAGCCAGAUCCAGAACUCAGGUCUGACUCAGUCUAGUGCUCUUUGCACUACACCAUGUUGGAAUCAAUGGACAGCAAACUCUUCAUGUGAGCAAAACAAAGAUAACCUGCCAAAAUAAUUUAGAAACAAAGGUUGAGGCAACUUUGUCAUAUGGCAUGGUUGGUUCUCAGUGGACUAAUUUAUGCAUUGAUAAAGUGGAAGUGAAUAGUAGAAGAGGCCACAGUUAACUAGUCUACAAAAGAAUGUUGUCUCCACAUGAUCUGAUAGCGUUUUUGAGGCUCAUAGACUUGAAUUGGUUGUGUCUGGAAUCCAGAACCUGAAGAAAUCUGGACAAGGCAGUGAGUGGCAUCUAGGUUAGGAAGGGCAGCAGACAGAGACGGAACCCUGCUAGAAGAGCCAAGAGCAACACAAGUGCAGAACAGAAGCCAGAGAGGCAAGGCGGGAGCUGCCUGGGAGAGGCUCUGAGGUGGGCCCAGAACUGAGCACACAGGGAGGAGGGCCGAUCUGGGUCAGGAUGGACUGUCCCGCAGCAAGCCCUCACCCAGAGGGAGUGCCCCUGUGCUCCUGAGGAUGUGCGCAGGGGUUGGAGGUGCUCCAUCUGUGGCGGUCACACGCUGAGGACACACUCUAAGAAACACCACUCUGGACUAAGGACAGCUGCUCGGCAGCCACGAGUCAAUGCACGUUGAAGACCAUAGAGUCGACCUCAUCUUGCCCAGAGGCAAGACUUGUUUUGCCCCAAAACUUAAAAUAAAAUUUUAAAAAGCUCUCAAGUCUGUGGAAAAGAAUUGAUUUUUUUAAAAGAAAAGUUUGAGUAGGAAAAGAAGCAAUGGGGCAAUGGAAAAGUAGUUAUGACAGCCAUUCUAAGGAGACAAGGAGUGGACCUUUAGAAAGACAGCCAUUGAGUGUGAUGGUGAGCAUGUCUCGGGCUUCUUUGCCAGCAAAAACCUACUCGAUGUCGAAUCAGCACCCCUACACUUUGGUUUCUAUAAGUUUAAAACUCAAAGGUUUGAAAGCAGAAAACCAUGACAUUCUUUGGAAGUAAAAGACAACAUGGUAUUUUGGAAAACGGCGAA